Molecule: messenger RNA, 1257 nt
Organism: Fusarium subglutinans
Lineage: Eukaryota; Fungi; Ascomycota; Sordariomycetes; Hypocreales; Nectriaceae
Product: ran GTPase activating 1
Exons: 2
Coding region: 1-1257 (418 amino acids)
Biological process (GO): nucleocytoplasmic transport; activation of GTPase activity
Cellular component (GO): cytosol; perinuclear region of cytoplasm; nucleus
Molecular function (GO): small GTPase binding; GTPase activator activity
Source: RefSeq, a predicted model, not a curated record
AUGGCUUCUUCCGAUAAGAUCUUUUCCCUCGAGGGAAAGGGCCUCAAGCUCGACACUGCUGAGGAUCUCGAGCCUCAUAUUGCCCCUCUUCGAUCCGCAGACGUCGAAGAAGUUCGUAUUUUGGGCAACACUCUGGGUGUUGGCGCCUGCAAGCUCCUUGGCGAGGUUCUUGCGACCAAGAAGAACUUGAGAGUCGCAAACUUCGCCGAUAUCUUUACCGGCCGACUCCUGAGCGAGAUCCCCGACGCUAUCUCUUCGCUGCUCACCUCCGUCCUCAAUCUUCCCAAGCUCAACACUAUCAACUUGAAUGACAAUGCCUUUGGUUUGAAUGUCCAAGCGCCUCUCGUGGCCUUCCUGGCCGCCCACGUGCCACUGCAGCACCUUUACUUGAACAACAAUGGCAUGGGCCCUCACGCUGGUAUCCUCAUCGCCGAUGCGCUCUCCGAGCUUCACGCCAAGAAGGAGACUGCCCGAAAGGAAGGAAAGGAAGUUCCCGAUCUUGAGACUGUUAUUUGCGGCCGAAACCGAUUGGAGAAUGGAAGCAUGACGGCGUGGGCAAAGGCCUACAAGCUGCACAACAAGAUCAAGGUGAUCAAGAUGGUUCAGAACGGCAUUCGACAAGAAGGUAUCUCCCACCUUCUCGCCGAAGGUCUCAGCCACGCUUCCAAACUCGAGGUCCUCGACCUGCAGGACAACACUUUCACCGUCACUGGUGCCCGAGCUCUGUCAAAGGUUGUUGCCAACUGGACCUCACUCCAGGAGUUGGGAGUUGGUGACUCCCUACUUGGUGCUAAGGGCGGUGUCCUCGUAGCGGAUGCUCUGGCCAAGGGCAAGAAUGCGAAACUUGAGAUCCUGCGCCUGCAAUACAACGAAAUCACCUCCAAGGGCAUCAAGGCCUUCGCCACUGCCGCCAAAGAUGGUCUCCCUGCUUUGAAGCGAAUUGAAAUCAACGGCAAUAUUCUCACAGAGGACGACGAGUCGAUUCCCGUCCUUCAGGAGCUUCUCGAGGAGCGCAAGGAGAAGUUCGGUGGUGAUAUUGUCAACGAGGAUGAAUGGGGUGUUGACGAGCUGGAAGACCUUGAGGAGCCAGACAGUGACGCGGAGGAAGAGGAAGAGGAGGAAGAGGAGAUUGAGCCUGAGGACCGAGCCGAGAAGUUGAUCAAGGAGGCUGAGGAGGCUCAAGAGGAACCUGUUAUUCCUGUCAAGGACAAGGAGGUGGAUGAGUUGGCAAAGAAGCUCGAGAAGACUGGAAUUUAA